AUGAACUUUAAAACCCACGACACGUGCGACACUGGUUGUUGCAAGCAAACACCAGUAGCUUCCCAAACCCUAGACGAAAUGGAAUUUGAAAGAGGAAUCUGGUCUGCAGCGAUGUACGGUGAAAUAGACAAAAUGCAAAAAUGCCUCGAUAAAAAUCAAGUGACCGUAAACACGAUGGACCAAUACGGCUUCACUGCCUUGCACUACGCGGCCAGGAACGGCCAAUUGGAAGCGUGCAAAUUUCUGGUCGAGAGAGGCGCUGAUUUUAAUGCGCAGACCAAAGAGUUAAGGGCCACGCCACUGCAUAGGGCGGUAACAGUAGGUAUAACUAAUAUUCUUAAUAUUUUUAAAUGUUUAAAGCACGCUGCACAACAGCCCGGUAACGAGAACGCGAACCUAAACGGUAAAGGACACCAACCUGUAGUGGAAUACUUACUAACAAAAGGUGCAAAUGUAAAUUUAAAAGAUGCUGAUGGAAAAUUGGCCCUUGAUAGAGCCAUUGAGAGCAAACGAGAAUAUAUAAUUAAAAUUUUAAAAGAAAAAACCCACCGUAGUGCGGUCUUUGCGACCGCAGCGAAUUUUCGUUUUUGUUUAUCUUAUCCUCCCUUCAAUAUCAUAGAACCGUAUUCUUGUUACCUUCAAGUGGGUGCAUUAUCAGUACGCUGCGAAAAUUUGAAGUGGCUACUUGACCCGGUGUGCAAUAAAAACAGGGCUAAAUUUAGGGAGCGGUCACAGUGA
Messenger RNA from Brassicogethes aeneus, 738 nucleotides. NCBI's taxonomy places the organism in Eukaryota, Metazoa, Arthropoda, Insecta, Coleoptera, Nitidulidae. The record is from the annotation of a GenBank genome assembly.